Aspergillus japonicus CBS 114.51 is the source of this 803-nucleotide messenger RNA. It is a transcript of the gene maiA, whose product is annotated as maleylacetoacetate isomerase MaiA. Lineage: Eukaryota; Fungi; Ascomycota; Eurotiomycetes; Eurotiales; Aspergillaceae. Bases 73 to 765 code for a protein of 230 amino acids. The transcript has a single exon. Gene Ontology annotation, cellular component: cytoplasm; mitochondrion. The record is from RefSeq and is a predicted model, not a curated record. Gene Ontology annotation, molecular function: maleylacetoacetate isomerase activity; glutathione transferase activity. Gene Ontology annotation, biological process: L-phenylalanine catabolic process; glutathione metabolic process.
UCCCUAUCCAAUACCCUCAAACCACACACCUCACCUCCAGCACAUCCCUAUCACAGCUCCAGCAACGAGAAAAUGCCCGAAAUCACCCUCUACACGUACUUCCGGUCCUCCUGCUCCGCCCGCCUGCGCAUUGCCCUGCACCUCAAAUCCCUGCCCUACACGCCCAUCCCCCUCAACCUGCUCGAGGGGGCCCAACAAUCCCCGGACAACCUCGCCCGCAACCCGUCCGGCACGGUGCCCACCCUCCUCAUCUCCUCGUCCCCGGGUUCGGAGUCCCUCACUGCAGCCCCGAUCAAGAUCACCCAAUCCCUCGCCGCCCUCGAAUACCUCGACGAAGCCUUCCCAGCCACCCCGGCUCUCCUCCCGCGCGACCCGGCGAAGCGAGCGCUGGCGCGUACGCUGGCCCAGAUCAUCGCGUGCGACGUGCAGCCCGUCACAAACCUGCGGAUCUUGAAGCGCGUGGCGCCGUUGGGCGUGGAUCGCGCUGCGUGGUCGAGGGACCUGAUUGAGGAUGGGUUGCGCGCGUAUGAGACGAUUAUUGCGGAGGCGGGCGUGAGUGGCACGUUCAGUGUGGGCGAUCAGGUGACGGUCGCGGAUGUGUGUUUGGUGCCGGCGGUUUGGGGCGCGGAGAGGGUCGGGGUCGAUGUUGCGGGGCUGUUUCCGGUGGUCGCGCGGGUGGUGCGGCGGUUGGAGCGGUUGGAGGCCGUGCGGAGGGCGCAUUGGGCCAGGCAGGGGGAUACACCUGUCGAGUUGCGGGUGGAGUAGAUGGUUUGAUUUGGGGGGUGGGCGUGUAUGUAUGUGUG